UGACACCAUGCUGAACUGUCGGUGGUCGCUGGCCUAGUGGUCUCGCGAUGUGCUUCCUGCGGUAGUCGUUACUGUGGCAGCAAAAAGGCGUGCAAUGGAUCACGGUGUAAUGGUCUGAAGGACUUCGGGCAAGUGUCAACUACUCGACCAUUUCAAUUGCUUGUUGGAUAUCAAACGGUACGGUUAGGCAGUGCUGUGCGUCGUUUAGUUCAGUGUUCUGGGAAAUUUGAUGUGAGUAAAUUGAACUACAGAUUUGAUUGAAGUGUUCUUGAAAGGAUUGACAGAGAUAACAGUCAAACGUCCCUGAAAGAGGUUUAUUAUAAACGGAGUGUAAUAAACUGUUUCAAUAGAAUAAUGUAUACUAAAACAUUUAUUGAUGAGUGUGUAAAACAUAUACUUUAAUAUUGUGCGUAUCGUUGUUAAUUCCACACAAAAGUGACAAUAUUCGGUUCUCUCCAAUUGGUAGAAUAAUCAAAAUAUGGUUGAGCCAGCCCUUAAGAUCGCGAACGGUCCUGGUGCCCUCUGCAAGGUGUGCGGAGAUCGGGCAUCGGGAAAACAUUACGGCGUACCCUCGUGCGACGGUUGUCGGGGAUUUUUCAAACGGAGCAUCAGAAGGUACAACUUAAACCUGGAAUACGUGUGCAAGGAGGGUGGCAAGUGUGUCGUUGAUGUCUCCAGGAGAAAUCAGUGCCAGGCGUGUCGGUUCGCAAAGUGUCUCCAGGCGAACAUGCGUCGAGAAGCUGUACAGCACGAGCGUGCUCCCCGCAACUGUGCGCCUUUUAGCGCUAUCAACGGCAUAAAUCCAUCCGAUUUCUACGCUUCCCGUCCUUUCACAAUUCCUCAGACAAAUCUCUUCUUUCCCCUUCCCCUUCACAUAACUGCUUCGUCAGCGUUCACCCCCAUGGAUCAGACCCGGUACAUGCAGCAUUACGGGGGAACAACGAUGUUCGAUCACUUCCCGCCGACGGCAUUUGGUGCAUCCGCAAUUCCAUCGGUACCGAAUCUCAAACCAUCAGCGGACAAAAGCCUCUCGGAAACGAUAUUUAGCAAAAUCACCGGCGACAUGACACCGUUGCAAUCGCCACCCGUGCACUCUAUCAGCUCCAUCCUCAAUUCCGGCUCAGUUGUCGCCAAAGAGAACGAAGUGAGCAGCUCCGAGGAAAGUGUCGGCCUUCCAUCAGCACCAAGUGCGACGAACGAAAAAACGGAAUCCGAUAUUCUUUUCGAAACGGCAGCCAAGUUACUGUUUCUGGCAGUCAAAUGGGCCAAAUCAGUGCCAUCAUUUCUUCAGCUGCCUGUCACAGAUCAAAAGGUAUUGCUAGAGGAAUCCUGGGCCGAGCUUUUUGUUAUCACGUCCGCACAAUGGGGAUUGCCGAUUGAUGCAGAAUUUAUCGCCCGCAACCCAUCAGCAUGCCGUCUACAAGCAGCCAUUCAGCAGUUUACUGCAGCAAGAGUGGACUAUCGUGAGGCAGCCUGCCUGAAGGCCCUGAUCCUGUUUCGUUCCGACCAUCCUAAUCUGUAUUCGACACACGAGAUUCUCCUACUACAGGAUCAAACCAUUGGUCUGUUGCAUGAAAAAUGCGGUGGAGUUAGACUAGGUCAUCUUUUGCUGCUAUUACCUAGCAUCAAAUCUGCAGCGAAUCCGAAACUUUUGCAAGAAAUGUUGUUCCGAAAAACUGUAGGUGAAGUAGCCAUCGAACGAUUGCUACUAGAUUUGAUGAAAACAUGAAGACCCGUAGUAGCGUAAAGUGUAAAGUAAGACUUCAAGUAUCACACUAGUCAUAUUGCAGUAGCCGUUGAAUGUGAUUUUAUUAGGCUUAAUAAAAAUUGCU
This is a messenger RNA of Wyeomyia smithii (pitcher-plant mosquito), 1832 nucleotides long. RefSeq names its product nuclear receptor subfamily 2 group E member 1-like. Bases 479 to 1729 code for a protein of 416 amino acids. Gene Ontology annotation, biological process: cell differentiation; regulation of transcription by RNA polymerase II; anatomical structure development. Gene Ontology annotation, molecular function: zinc ion binding; nuclear receptor activity; RNA polymerase II cis-regulatory region sequence-specific DNA binding. The transcript has 5 exons. The record is from RefSeq and is a predicted model, not a curated record. NCBI's taxonomy places the organism in Eukaryota, Metazoa, Arthropoda, Insecta, Diptera, Culicidae.